GCCAGACCCUAAGCUGGGACCCCCUGCUUCCACUUCAAGUGGAGAAGGGGCGAGUGUGACUCUCUGCAGAGGCCAAUUUCCAGGACAGAAGCCCCAUCGGAGGCCCUGGACCCAGGGGACCCUCUCUGGGCUCCCUCCUCGCAUCCCCCUGUUCUGGCCCCUGCACAGGGAAGCCAAGGGGUAAGGAGUCCGGGGGCUGCCCAGUGCUGCCCCAGCUCGUACAGGCCCAGGAUUCCACCCGAGUCCAGGGUGGGGGCCCUCAGAAACUGCACCCCAGUCUCCGGGGCUGAGCUAGUCUCAGAGAAGGGCUUGGACUUGCCCGGGGUCCCCCAGUGAAUCAGCAGUGAACACCCGCGGUUCCUGGCAGCUGAGCCAGGAUCCAUAUAAUUUCAAUUGCAGAAUCUGUUUGGCCUUGAAGCCCCUCCCACUAUCACACGUUGCCAGCUGGACAGAACGCGCCCCCACCACCCAGGGUGUGGCCCAGAAGGGAGAUCAGGGCGGAUCAGCACGGGGGCCGGCUGCGACCCUGGGCCGGAGAGCACCUUCCUGCCCUCACUUCUGUUACGCAUUCCGUCCUGGACGCCAAGAACUGCCCGCUGGGCAGCUGCGAGUGGCCAGGACUCUGGGCCAAAAGCUGGGGAAUCCUGGCCUUUAUGCAGCGUCGGGGGUCUUCCUGUGGGCCCCCGGCCAGGGCGGAGGACAGGAAGAGGGCUCUGGGAGUCCUGGUCCGUGCGCCUUCGGCCUCAGCCUCGGGUAUCCCGCUGGGGCGGCUUGAUGGGCCAAGGGGGCUCAGGAAGCUUCGGCCCAGCCCGGUGCCCCCUCCCGAGUCUGUCAUUUCCGAACGGCCAUGCGAGGGCGCCCAGCGCGACAGGGACCACCUCCUGCCCUCCACGGAGGCCCAAAGACACCCAGGAGGGACGCCCGGCCAUCACUCCAAGGGCGAGGUCGCUCCCCCAUGGAGAAGGGCUCCCCAAAGUCCGAGCGCCCUCGGAGAAAGUCGCCGGGACCUGGGCCUUCGCCUCAACCCCCGCCCACCGCAACUUUCGCAGGCGGUAGCGGGGCAGGAAGUGGGGGGGCGGGGGCGGGGGCGGUGCUUGGGGCGCGGGGAGGUGCCAGACGAGUGCUCCGGCCCCGCCCCUGCCCCGCCCGGCCGUGGCCGCGCCCCCUGCGCCCCCAGCGCCCCGGAGCCGCUGAGCCGCGGAGUCAUCGAGUCGCAGCGCCGGGCGUGGGGACUGCGGGCGGGGCGAACAAAGCGGCGGCGACGCGGACGGCCCAGGCCCGGGACGCGCGGAGCGAGCGACCCCACCGGGCCUUUGUCUCGGGCGGGGCAGGAGCGGCGGCGGCCGCGGGGCGCCCGGAGCGCAGAAUGCGGCGCCCGGCGGCGCGGAUCGGGGAGCGCUGCGGCGACUGGCUGCGUGGAGCCCGGCCCGGGGCCCGCGGGCACUUGCGUGUGUGAAGCGGGGAGAUCCGGCGCGCUGCCCGUUGCCCGCCCCGCGGCCGCACGUGGGCGGGAGCGGCGGCCCGAGAGGAGCCCGAGGAGGAGGAGGAGGAAGAGGAGGGGACGCGCGGCGGCGCAGCGGGGGACCUGGGGCAGCCCGCGCGAAGCCCCGCCCCGGUCCUGAGCCCCGCGCGCGCGGGCGGGAUGCCCCGCGGCCGCUGCACUUUGGCUCCAGCGCUGCCCUGAGCCGGUCGGGCCCGCGGGCGCCAUGGAGCAGUGGCGGCAGUGCGGCCGCUGGCUCAUCGACUGCAAGGUCCUGCCGCCCAACCACCGGGUGGUGUGGCCCUCGGCCGUGGUCUUCGACCUGGCGCAGGCGCUGCGCGACGGGGUCCUCCUGUGCCAGCUGCUGCACAACCUCUCCCCCGGCUCCAUCGACCUCAAGGACAUCAACUUCCGGCCGCAGAUGUCCCAGUUCCUGUGUUUGAAGAACAUACGCACCUUCCUGAAAGUCUGCCAUGAUAAAUUCGGAUUAAGGAACAGCGAGCUGUUUGACCCCUUUGACCUCUUCGAUGUGCGAGACUUUGGAAAGGUGAGCAGUCACUUUCUCCAGCCCCGGUUGCCCAGCCGUGGUGGCCGAUUUGCCAGCUCAGUGGCAGGUGGGGCAGAUCCGUGGAGCAGCCUGAUUGACUCCAGCACGGAGCCAGUGGAUUUCUGCACCCUCGUGUCCAGGAGGUGCAGGCAGGUUGUGUUACAAACAGGAAGGUGUGGAAGCCGGAUUUGUGUGUAUCAGGACUGGGACAGGGGGAUGGCCCGUUUCUCUCUCCAGUCAGGGUGAGGCCAGCCGUGGUGAAUUCAGGCGGGUGGGGGAAGAGCAGAGUGCAGACAACCCUGGCCCUUCGGUUCUAGCCAGAGGACCCUGAGCAUUUACCUCCUGCCCCGAAUCUCUACUCUUCCUCUGAGAAUGGGCCGAAGUCAGCACCACCUCUUAAGGGGUUGGGGAGAUGAGGCGGGAAAAACGUCUACUAUGUGCUCUGUGAAUGGAUUCUCUCGGUUAUCCUGGGACAAGCAGAGCUGUUUCUGACUCCGGGCAGGUGUUGGGCAAAGAGGGGGUGAUUCUCCAGUGGUGACCCUGGGAAGUGUCUCUGUGUUCUCAGGAAGCCUCACAUGGCACCAGUCCUACAGGAGCCCGGCUGAUGCAGAUGACGGGACCCUGAGGCUGGUGGGUGCGAAGGCCCCGGGAGGCUGUAGUUCAUUGGUGGCCUCCUGGUUGUCAUGCGCGUCUGUGUGAAGAGACCACCAAACAGGCUUUGUGUGAGCAAUAAAGCUUUUUAAUCACCUGGGUGCAGGCGGGCUGA
Messenger RNA from Chlorocebus sabaeus (green monkey), 2793 nucleotides. The record is from RefSeq and is a predicted model, not a curated record. NCBI's taxonomy places the organism in Eukaryota, Metazoa, Chordata, Mammalia, Primates, Cercopithecidae.